AUGAUUAAUGUGGUCCUAUCAAUGUGCACAAUGCAUGCUGUUCUUCAAUGUUCUGCCAUGUUCUACAUACACUAUAUUGCCAAAAGUAUUGGGAUACCCCUCCAAAUCAUUGGAUUCAGGUGUUCCAAUCACCUCCAUGGGCACAGGUGUAUAAAACCAAGCACCUAGGCAUGCAGACUUCUAAAAACAUUUGUGAAAGAAUCAGUCACUCUCAGGAGCUCAGUGAAUUCAAGCGUGGUACCGUGAUAGGCUACCACCUGUGUAAUAAGUCCAUCCAUGAAAUUUCCUUGCUACUAAAUAUUCCACGGUCAACUGUUAGUGGUAUUAUAACAAAGUAGAAGCAACUGGGAACAACAGUAACUCACCCAUGAAAUGGCGGACAUAUAAAAUGACAGAGCAGUGUCAGUGCAUGCUGAAAUGCACAGUGCACAGAUGUUGCCAACUGUCUGCAGAGUCAAUAGCUAAAGACCUCCAAACUUUGUGUGGCCUUCAAAUUAGCACAACAACAGUGCAUAGAGAGCUUCAUAGAAUGGGUUUCCAUGGCCAAGCAGCUGCAUCCAAGCCUUACAUUACCAAGUGCAAUGCAAAGCGUCGGAUGCAGUGGUGUAAAGCACGCUGCCACUGGACUCUAG
Staurois parvus is the source of this 632-nucleotide messenger RNA. The record is from the annotation of a GenBank genome assembly. NCBI's taxonomy places the organism in Eukaryota, Metazoa, Chordata, Amphibia, Anura, Ranidae.